AUCUGACAAUGACAUCAGCCUUCUCCAGCCAGGUGCCUUCCAGGGAUUGAGCAAUCUGGAACGUUUGGACCUGUCUGAUAACAAGAUAGGAAGCCUGAACGCCAGCAUGUUCACAGGGAUGCCCAAAUUGGAGAAGCUAUACCUGACCAAGAACCGCAUCAACACAAUCCCAGAAGGAACCUUUAACUCACUUCCUGCCUUGAAAAGAUUAGACUUUCAGUCGGAGUACCUACGCUGUGACUGUCACUUGCAGUGGAUGGUACAGUGGAGUAAGGACAGGGAAGUCCGCAUUCGAUCAUCUACCAUUUGUGCCAUUCCUAGAGAAGUCAGCGGGAAAUCGCUGAAAACACUCAAGAAGAAGGAUCUCCAUUGUGAACAUGAACUACAGUUACCACUGUUUGAGGUGUCACCAGCCACCAGUCAAGUAGUUUUCGAAGGGGACAAGUUACCGUUCGAGUGCCUAGCCUCUGUCAUUGACCCUGCCACCAAAAUGUCCUGGCUGCGUGGUGGGCGGGAGGUGCACACCAAUCGGACGCUGGGGAUCUUCGUUCACACGGCGAAGUCACCAGACAGGACCAUCAUGACCCACAGCCUCGCACUUGAAAGCCUGGAGAAACAACACAAUGGUAUCUGGCAGUGUCGUGUCUCCACCCCCCAGGGCGAUGUCAGUAAGUCGGUCACCAUCACCGUCAUCUCGGACACAGCAACGUCCUGUCCUGAAGUGACCGUCAGGACCAACAAGGGCGUCUAUGUCUGGGAGCGAACAGUGGCUGGCAUCCAGAAACAGCAGCCGUGUAAGAUGGGUGAGAAGAGAGCACCUGCAACUUACUACUGCAACAACCUGGGGCGCUGGGAGAACUUGAACGUGAAACAGUGUAGCUACAUCAGCGAGACAACCCGUAAACUACAGGCCUGUGCCGAGUUGGAAUUGGAUGAUGAUGCAUCUGUGUACCAGUUAGCUCAGGACUUUCUCCCAAACUCUGGGCUCCUCAAGGACUCUGUGGAUAUCAUGUUUGCAUCAGACUGCAUUGCCAGGAUCACCCCUUUCAUCAGUGAAGAACCAAAGCUUUCAGAUACUGUCCUUAAUGCCAUCAGCUCCAUUAUGAAGAUAGAGAAGACAUUGCUUGGGAAGGCACAGCAGGAUGGACAAGCUUGCACACGACUGGUGGGCAUUGUAGAGAGGGUGGCAGAACAACUCCUGGCUACAUCUUCCCAGCAUGCUCUAGCGGAGAACAUCGCCAUCGAAGCCAGGAAGAUGUCUGUAACACCGUUUCCAGGAAUUGCAUGUACGACAGGAUUGAGGCGGGAUGGAACUAAUUUGCCUCAAACGCGCGGGCUUGAAGAGUUGACCUGUUUCGAGUCUAUGAAUGAGACACUGUUUGCCCGUGCUGCUACAGAGGUGGUACAGGCUGCCAUCCUGCUGCCCCGUACCCUGUUCCAGAAGGUGCCUGUGUUAGAGGGUGUUAGCAUGGAAGAGAUUGGGGUUACUAUACUAGUUUACCAGGAUGCUGCCCUAUUCCCCAUCACUGCCUCCAGCCAUGAAGAUCCCCUCCUCAGGGGACAUAACUGGAGAUCUGUCUCACCAGUAGUGGCUGCAAGCAUAGGUCAGUCUGUGGCCAAUCUAACAGACCCUGUGAUUGGUCUGCUCCAGGUGUCUGACACCUCCAGACAACUUGUGGCAGCUUACUGGGAUUUCGCAGCUAAUGGUGGCCAUGGAGACUGGAGGACAGAUGGAUGUAAGAUCACAGAACAACACGACAAUGUGUCUGUCUUCCACUGCUACCAUCUCACCAACUUUGUUAUACUUCAGAAUCUGUCCUCUAGACUAGCUGGUGUUUUCUUCAUGAUGGAGCCCGUGAUUUACGCUGGCAGUUGCCUACUGGCCAUCUGCCUCAUGGCCGUCAUCGUCACCUAUGUUACCUGCUUCAAAUUUAUACGUAUUCCCAAGAAAGCUAAACACUCUGUGAUUAACAUCUCCAUCAGCAUUUUACUGCUUUGUAUCGGGUUUACGAUGGGUGUGAAUCGUACGGACCAGGAGAGAGCGUGUCAGGUGGUGGGGAUUGCCAUCCAUUACUUCACACUUUGCACCAUCUUCUGGAUCACAAUAGCAUCCAGUAAUAUGCUGAAGAAGUUCACAAAGGCUGAGGAGCCCCCAGCACCACCGCCUGAGCCCAUCCCCAUGCCCCUGCCCCCCAAACCCAUCCUUCGCUUCUACCUUCUGGGCUGGGGUGUGCCCAUCAUCAUCUGUGGCAUCACCGCUGCUGUCAAUCUCAACCAUUACAGUGAGAGUGAAUAUUGUUUCCUAUCUUGGGACCCAAGCCUGGGAGCAUUUUACGGCCCAGUUGCAUUGUUGGUUGUCAUUAACCUGGUGUUCUUCAUGAGGAUUUCCUACGUGAUUCGAGGAGCACCUAACAACCUGAACUACUCUGAUGAAAUGGAGGAGCUUCAUACAAAUGAGAUAGAACUCACGCCCAAUCAGGAGUUCACAAAUAUAGAGACUGCCUCAUUGACGCAGACAAAUGCCACAUCCAUGUCAAGUAUCCUUGACACAGAACACCGGCCGAUCAGCCAGUUACGCGCGCUGGUGGCCACACUGUUUUUGUAUAUCGUGGUGUGGGUGUGUGGGGCGUUUGCCGUGGCGCGACCCUUCAGGACUAUUAUUCCACGGCAAGAGAUUAUAUUCAGUUAUUUAUAUGGCUUUACUAGUGUUGUGCUAGGAGGCUUCAUGCUGGGCUAUUACUGCCUGAUGCGACAAGACUCGCGCUCCAGUUGGAAGCGUUUUUUCUCCUGUGAGCAGCAGGCUGUGUACCAGUGUGAUUCUGAACUGCCCAGUCGCAUGAAUCACACCAAUGGUCAUGUGAUGCGCUGCCCGAGCAGCGUGGAAUCGUCUUCAUUGACGGGAAAGGUUGUUAAUAUUCAUAAGGAACAAAAGCAGCACCAAAUGAAGAACGGUGCGAAAAAGCAGUCGAACAUUAACUUGGUGCCGUCGGCAACAGCUUCACUCACAGAGGUGUCGUUUGGUAGUAUUGGGCAGGACCAGAGCUUCCCCAGCUUCUACAACCCACGUCAAAACGGGGUGGCCAAGAAGUUCUGGGAGAAACGACACAACCAGACCAAAAAAAUUAACAAAGACUUAGGCAAGGAGAUAAACACUUGCAGUGGUAGCUAUAACAGCAACCUGGACAAUUUACUGAACGAAAGCGCUUCAAAGCGCCAGAGCCAAUGUACAAGCAGCGAGGCAAAUACGCACUUUAGUAUUGAGAUUCAAAUUCAAGCUAAUCCUCGGCACUCUGGCGGUAAUGGCCGUCAGCCAACUAGUCAGGACGAGAUGCCGCCUUCGUAUGACAGCAUCCGGCGCAACAAGCAGCUGCCAAUGAACAUUCAGGCCACGCAUCAGUCUGCCUUCCACGCGGUGGUGCCUUACGACCGCAGUGACCUGUCUCCUAUAGGGGGCCCCGCAUCAGAGGUGCUGGCAGGAAGUGUAUGUAGCAGUAGUCAUUACCCCAUGUCCCAGCCAGACUCCUCCAUACCGUACUGCCAGGAACCAUCGUGCAUGAACACACUGGGCAUCAGGGGACAGAAUUCUUGUGGCUGUGAUAACUAUAGAAUGCCACGCAUGUCGCCUAAUCGGUCGAUGGCGUCUAGCCCAGCAUCGGAAAUGUUACAGAGGAAUGUUUCAAUACCUCGUCCGCGAGACUUUGACGGCCAGAGCCAGGUAAGUCAAGAGACUCAAGGCUCUAGUCUUCAUGGCAUUCAGAGACUUAACCCACAGCAGCUCCCCCUGGUGGAGGGUCCGCACAAACAUCCACCCGUCUUAGACAAGGACUGUUGUACAGAAUGCCUCAACAAUGUCAGUGAUAACACGAGGAAAAACUCCCGCCGAAUGUCAGACAGCAGUAAGCACUACAGGACCUCAUCUGACUGUUACAGCUCCGACAGCAACGUGCGGCGCCGCCGACAGAAAAACUUUCUACAGGAGAUAGAGCGGCGUAUCCCUGCCGGUCAUCCUGCCGAAUCACCCUCUCGCUCAGAUAUUACCCAGACAAACUUGUCCAACAACAGCCGCAGCGUGCAUCAUGAUUCAGACAGUCAGCUGCACAACUACCGCUCACGGUCACAUGACUUUUCUGACCACAAUUCAGAACCAUCUCACAGAAAGCGGCACCACUCGCACGGCACAAGGCGCAAUCGCAACCGCCGCCACUCCAAACAGUCUUACGGGUCAGGCAUGCACACGUCCUCAGAGUGGGACGAACAGUUCAGGGACAGACCACGUAAAAUACCCUACGCUUAUGUCAAUCACAAAUACAGGGAUAGGCUGCGGCAGAAGCGGCAGCAGGAUAGCGGGAAGGUCGGCAUGGAGCCGGGAGAAAAGGUGUACUGGUUCCCGCGCUCCACUAGUGCUUACGAUGAGAUCCUACCUGGUGGCAUGGAAGCCAUGGCGGAGGACACUAGCUCCAGCUCUGAUGACAGUAUUGACGAAGACAUUUGGGUGCUACAAAAAGAGCGGAGAAACCGAAUGAAAAAGGAAACCAGUGUUUAACAUCAACAUGUGAGGAUUGAUUGUGAUGUGUAUGAUUUUGAACUUCAGUGUCUGGUUGCCAUUCAGUGUCUGGUUGCCAUUCAGUGUCUGGUUGUCUGGUACAGGACCUUGCAGAAUAUACCUCGUCUCUCAUUCUUCCUGGAACCUGCGCUACUACAUGUAUGAUCAGAAAUGCCAGUCACCAUUAUUGCUCUUCCAACCAACCAAUCAAAACAAUCUUGUUACUUUAAUCCAUAACUACACAGGGUGAGAAAAAAAAGAAAAUUGGUAAGCUGUUUUAAUACCAGGAAGUUGUUUUUAGGUGGUAUAAUAAAGGGUAGUUGAUGAAGGCUUCUUCAUAACUAUGCAAAUCAUUUUGACAUUCAACCAGUCAAGUUACAUGUUCUCUCUUUUCAUUAUUCAUAAAAUUUGUGUUUUAGGUAAAGCGUGGCAUUGUUUCUGGAAACUGCUUAUUUCUUAUUCAUUAAGUCUGUUGUUUUGGGAGCAUACUGUAGAUGCCAGCAGCAACAUAAGGUACAUAAUAACAUACACAGUUCUAAUUAAUGUGUUUCCGUCAAUGCUGAUUUUAUAACUGAGUUUUAUGACUGAGAAAGCUUCGAGUGUUAUUCAAUUAUCAGAACAAGAAACAUAAUUUAAUUUUUAAGUUAAACUUUGUCGGAAAAUUACGAAUGCAGAUAGAUUUUUAUGUGGUUCAGUACUUACUAUCGCUUUCUUUGAAAGAUGUUCUCUAUUACAAGAUUAUAAUGUUUCAGAAAGUGGAAAAUUCUUAUGUUUUAUUUCUGGGGAAGGGCAGCAAGAGGAGCUACUUAAACAGUCCAGUUAUAGUUACAACAUACAUGUGCUUUUUCAUUAAUUAUGUUGCUAAAACAGAAAUAUGCAACGGUGGGAACAUUUGAAUGACAUCUAUUUUGCAAGUCACUUAUUAUGUUGAUACUUUUGUAUACUAUUUAAACAAAGAGACAAAUAACCCUAAUAUUAAUGGGUUGUCCAUAUCAUAUGCGUGCUUAAUAUGGCAGCCAAGUUAUGUUGGUUUUCAGUUGUUUAUUUUUUAUGUGUGUACUAUACUGGUCAUCAAGUUAAGCAUUGUUGGUAAUUUGUUUUCAAUCCAUGUUUAUGAUAUUUGUAUGUAUUACUGUGCUUAGCAAAGCAAAUCGUAGAGAUCCAUUGCGUAUAAAGGACACAACAGAGUCCACCAAGAGUUAUUUAUGAGCUUUGCCAGUGGCAUAGCAACAGUUCCCAUGGAUACAUGGCCACAUGAUUGAUACGGACAAAUGUGAUUGGAUGUUGUGGUUGGUUUUCUGUAGGGAAGGUUUUAGACAUCCAGUUGUUGGAGAUGUGUAAGACUUACGCACAGCUCAGUAAUUGAGAUGUAUGUGUAAUAAAGUUGAACUUGAAAUCAAGGUCGUUCUACUGAGAAUUGUUUUAUUCCUAUUCCAGUUCUACUCCCUGAAGACACAUUACAGUAAAAUGAGGUUCAGCAAAAGCCUUAGUCUAGUAUUACAUGUAUAUUAGCCUGGCGGGUUUCCUGGUGCGGGCUUUGUCAAGGUUUCCUGGGACAAAUCCAGCCUGCUGUUAUCUGGCAUAAAACUUGUUUAAGGAUGUCCCGUGAGCCAUUAUAUCAGAUGAGGAUUCAUUUCACCAUGGAUUUAAUUAUAGAGCAAUAGAUCAUCAUACUGAUACUCCUGGGUUACGGUAAAUGUCCCAGGAAGACAGUGAAAUGUUUGAUCUGUGCCCCGCUAUAAAACUGGAGUGGAUCACAUGGCUGUUGGGAAGACAUAGGAGGCACUGAGAUAAUACCACACUGGUUGGUUCAGAUUGCCUUAAUGGAGAAAUUCAGAACACGCAGAGGGAAAAGAUGAUGGUUUCACGAUCGAUACCGCAAGCUCAAUACACUAUGCUGAAAAUUUCAGAAUUUUAGUUAAUCCUCAAUAUGAGACACUAAGACGACUGAUCAGUUUGGUGUCCAUACAUGCGAGGUGUUUUCAGACAUGACAGGACUACAUGUAGAUGUUUAUGCUGAAGUUUU
Molecule: messenger RNA, 6569 nt
Organism: Liolophura sinensis
Lineage: Eukaryota; Metazoa; Mollusca; Polyplacophora; Chitonida; Chitonidae
Product: adhesion G protein-coupled receptor A3-like
Exons: 14
Coding region: 107-4543 (1478 amino acids)
Biological process (GO): cell surface receptor signaling pathway; G protein-coupled receptor signaling pathway
Cellular component (GO): plasma membrane
Molecular function (GO): protein binding; G protein-coupled receptor activity
Source: RefSeq, a predicted model, not a curated record